AUGGCUCGCCGUUCAUCGGGGAAGAGAAAGGCUAGCACACCUCCUUCAGCACGUUCCGCAUCCCUUUCUGCUGAUGAGAGCGACACUGUCUCCGAUAACACCAAACCGGUGGCCAAAAGGCUUCGACUGACCUCUCCGGCACGUGUGAAGCAGGCAGCUUUGGCCAAGGUGGCAAGUUCCUCCAAGUCUGGUUCCUCGUCAAAGGGAUUGGCUGGGUUUGCUGCCUUGAUCAACAGUUCAAGCCUCUCUGCUGCCCGCAAGGAGACGAAUCAGGGUCUUCGGUCAGGCUCCUCGAAAUCGUCUCGUGGUCCAUCGAAAGCUGCAGCAGGCAAAGUGGAUGAUACGAUCUUUUCUGUAGGAACGAUUGUUUUCCUUAUUGUUGGUGUUAUGGCGAAUAAGGCAGCAAAACUUGACGAUGCCACAUCUUUUCUUCCAGCCUAUGCUCUGCAAUCUGAUGUCGACAUCUCUUCAGUCGCUCUGACUGGAAUGAAGCAAUCGGGCCUGUGUGUAACGAAGAGUUCUGGCUUCGAUUUUCACCCAGAUGACUCCUAUCCAAUUCUCGACACCAAGCUUCAGGCCCUUUUCCCUAAGCUAUUCACAUGGCUCUGGAAAGCGGAACCUGAUGACGCUACUACUUCUUCCUGGCUAAUCUGCAUGAAACCUCCUCGUAGGAACCUCGCUGUAUAUUCUGAUGACCGAUUGCCCACUGGUAUGGACAUUAUUGACGCUUGUUGGUGUCUCCCACCGGACACUCUUUCUGGCAUGGAUGCUAAUUUUCUACCUAUGCUAGUAACUCGUUAUCCUGUUCCUGCAGCAACACUCCUUGAGUGGAAACCACGAAUUUCAUUGGCCCAGGACCCUGUCGUUAACAAAGACUCAGAUGUCGACGACACUGAUAAUGACACCCCCAGCCCUACACUCAGCGCCAUCCCCUUACCCUGCACCCAACGAUCUUUGCGACCUCGCCAUGUCAGGAGUGAAGAUGAGGUAGAACAGGAUAUAAUCAGCAUCUCAAGCAUGUCCGAUGGUGAAUCGUCAGCCCCAGCACCUAAGAUCCCUAUUCCUGUCACCAAGGCCCCCACCAUUUCAUCCAUCGAGGUGAUGCAGGAUUUCUUUCACUCGUCCUUCAAUUUUGACAAUGAGGAGAAUCCUUGGGUCCCUAGAGCGUAG
Messenger RNA from Laccaria bicolor S238N-H82, 1170 nucleotides. RefSeq lists its product as uncharacterized. The coding region runs from base 1 to 1170 and encodes 389 amino acids. The record is from RefSeq and is a predicted model, not a curated record. The transcript is spliced from 6 exons. NCBI's taxonomy places the organism in Eukaryota, Fungi, Basidiomycota, Agaricomycetes, Agaricales, Hydnangiaceae.